Phycodurus eques (leafy seadragon) is the source of this 3074-nucleotide messenger RNA. It is a transcript of the gene sirt4, whose product is annotated as sirtuin 4. The transcript has 4 exons. The record is from RefSeq and is a predicted model, not a curated record. NCBI's taxonomy places the organism in Eukaryota, Metazoa, Chordata, Actinopteri, Syngnathiformes, Syngnathidae. Gene Ontology annotation, molecular function: NAD+ binding; NAD-dependent protein lysine deacetylase activity. The coding region runs from base 66 to 989 and encodes 307 amino acids.
UUUCCCGGAAGUGGCUAACAAGUCAUAAAUUUGAGUCGCUUCCAAGACUUCGCACUGCUUUAAAGAUGAGAUUGCCAUGCAGAGUCAGCUCACUGCACACAUGUUCCAGGAGGGCAUCCUCAGCCCCCGCAGGGGUGUUUGUCCCCGCCUGCGGCUCCACAAACACACAGUCCCUCCAGCUACUCCAAGACUUUGUCUCCCGGGCCACACGUCUGUUUGCCAUCAGCGGCGCGGGUCUCUCCACAGAGUCCGGCAUCCCAGACUACCGUUCGGAAGGCAUCGGCCUUUAUGCCCGCACCGACAGACGGCCCAUGCAGCAUAUAGAGUUUGUCCGCAGCGCCAAGUCCCGUCAGCGUUACUGGGCGAGGAACUUUCUGGGGUGGCCGCAGUUCUCCUCGCAUCAGCCCAACGCGGCGCAUAAGGCUUUGCAGCAUUGGGAGGGGCGUGGCAAACUGCACUGGCUGGUCACCCAGAAUGUGGAUGCUCUUCAUUCAAAGGCAGGACAGAAAAGACUCACUGAGCUCCACGGAUGUGCACACAGGGUAGUGUGUUUAGGCUGUGGCAGUUUCUCGACAAGGGAGGAGCUCCAGAGGCGUUUCGUAGACCUCAACCCAGACUGGAGGGCUCAGGCCGGGGCCGUGGCUCCAGACGGAGACGUCUUCCUGGAGGACGAGCUGGCUUGCCACUUCAUGGUUCCCUCCUGUGAGGUCUGUGGAGGGAUACUGAAGCCUGAGGUUACCUUCUUCGGCGACACAGUGAACAAAGACACGGUUCAGUUUGUGCACAAUAAAUUAGCCCAGUCGGACGCAGUGCUCGUCAUCGGGACCUCGCUGCAGGUCUACUCAGGAUACAGAUUUUUACUGGCAGCCAGCGAUAGAAACAUACCGGUCGCCAUUGUGAACAUUGGUCCGACGAGGGCAGACCAUUUGGCCCAGCUGAAAGUGAGAGGACGCUGCGGUGAAGUGCUAUCACUCAUUCAACCUCUCUGAUGGAAAUAAUGACAUAAAACAUGGAAUGUAAAGAGGAAAAACUACCAGGAUGCAACAUCACAUACACGUGGAUAAGCUAAUGUGAUACAAUUCAAUUCUGUCUUUCAUAGAUCAUAAUGUUCAUUUUAAUUUUGAAAUCUGUUUCUUUUUUGGUUGUAGUUUGCAGUGGUGUGCAAAUGCAUCAUACUGAGGGCUGUUUCUAUUAUUAACGCUCUUAUUUUGAUAAGGAAAUCAAAAUAUUGCAGUUAUCACUAUGCUGCAGUAGUGCCGCUGCAUACCACUACAAACUACAACCACAGUAAUACAUUGUGCUGUAUUGUUAACUGAAUACAUCCCUGACAGUGUCAAUCAAAAUUAAGCACUAUUAUCUUUGUAACGGCAGAAAUGUUAAUGCAGCUUUUGAAUUGGAUCUCAUUAUGCAGGUAUACCUAAUGAUGUGGCUAGUGAGUAUCCACUUUGAUGCUAAACUGUUGAUCACAUGCCUACUCCCACCUCAAAUGUUAGUAUAGUAUGCUCCACUAGGAUGGAGUGCAUGCUAGCCAAAUACUGCACUAAAAUGACUUAUUACUGGUAUUUUGUUGUUGUUGCUGUGACACAUCACCAAGUCUUCUUCCCCCAAAGUAGUGCAAACGUUUUUGAUGACACUGCCCACUAAGGGUUAGUAAAAAAUGUUAUUAUGGUCAAAUCUGAGAAUCUACUUAUAGUACAAUGUAGGUUGCUCAUAAUUAUAUUACUUUAAGUGUGAAUAUCAAAUUAUUUUUAAAGAAUGUAUAUGGUUUCUGUCCGCUUGGUAGAGGUAAUAAGUUGGUCAUGAUGGUGACACUUGGAGAGUUUGGCAACCACCAAUUUUAAUAUAUGGAAAGAGCAUUUUUUUUUUUUUUUUAACUCAUUUGAAAAAUUAACUUUGACUCGAACUUUGGCCAAGGUAUGGAUCAGCUUAACCUUAACUGUACCUCUUUGACUACAAGAGUUCACUUCAACUUCGGUUGUUCCUCCUCAACUGUUUUCUCAUGAUCAUGUCCCAUUUUUAAAUUUGGUUGCAAAUAAAGUCAUGCUGUAUGAAUAAACAAGGAGAAAACGCUUUGACGGUUUUAUAGUCACAAACAGACUGAAGGGAGAGUAACUGCAGACUGACAAACAGUGAGCUCUUUUAGGAUAUUUUGCUGCUGGAAUCUCUCUUGAAGGCCGAGCUUCCACCCCUCCAGGUGGGACAGCGUCUCAUUCUGUAGGACGGCGGGGAUGCUGAAUGAGUACAGGCAACAUUUACAGCUAGUAGCAUCUGCUCGCCAUGUUGCUGAUGCCGUGGUCACUAUCAAGGGGGUCAUAGCGAGGCAGUUUUCAAAGCUCUCGUUCUGGUCAAACCAGUAAGUGGCGGGAUAACCCAGUAGCAGUCCGAAGACGGUGCUCAGGUUCCACUGAUCUGAACUCUCUGCCACAUAGAUUCCUCGAUCAACUUCCUUUCCUGCAUCAAACCCUCUUAGAAGAAAAAGGAGAUCUUGUGCGAUGCUCUUCAGCCCUGCUCUGACUGGCUCUAUGAUGGUGGGCUUGACCAGUGAGUGGCAGACGUCAAUCACCACCGGGCCGCCGUUGCGAAGCAUCCUCUCAAGAUUGGACCGGACUGCAACCGGGUUAAGUAUGAGGCUGUUACCGUUCAAGUCCAAGGUGACAAGGCAUUUAGAUACGAGUUGGGACGACUGACAUAAGCGCAAAUACCGAUGCACCUGCUCUGCACUCGCGCUGUUGGUGUCAUACAGCAGAGCAGGUUUCAAAGCCAAAUCUACAACUGAGAGGUGAGCAGCCACGUCCAGACACUGAGGGACAGAGAGAGAUUUUCUUCCAGUGGACAAACAUUUACGAGCUGCAGCAACGAAGAGCUCCAGAGUGUGCAUAGCUUGGCAAAUCACACAAUUUAAAUUAUGUUAAGCUACCGUUUCUGCACAAUGGAAGAACUUUACCAUCGAAGCAACAAGAGCAUACUUUAUGUUCUCAAGUCUGUCUGUCGAGCAAAAAUAAAAAGUAAUUACUGCUAUUAUUAUUGAAGAGAGGACACGUUUCAAACGAAGAUUCACAAAAAAAAAAAUAAAA